AGAUGCGCGUGCGUAUGGCGCAAUAACCAGAAGGAAACGCUGCUCAGCUCCAGUCCUUAUGGGCCCGUGGCUAGUGGGAAGGCAUUCCUGACAUCCAGCAGCGGGGCUCUAGCUGGCCACUCGUAUUUUAUUUCUGAAGGUCUUACUGCAUGCUGGGGCCCUCUCCCACGUGGACAUAGGGUUCAGAAGGGCUCUGGUGACGCACAGGCGCAUGACUGACACCCAUCCCCCGAGGGAGUUGGCUGGGCAGCCCGCUGGCAGCACCGGGUGAAGACGCAGCCAGGCACUGACCAGUUCUCCUGUGCUUGUGGUGCCUUUAGACCCUUCUGCGUGCUCUCAGAAUGGCGUAUACCUGGUAUUGGCUUGAUGACCUGGGGCAGUGGAUUGAAUAUGGGAAAGAGCACCCGAUUUACCCCCAUGCCACGGUAAAUUCUGCAGAUCUGGAGAAGGCGUUUCUAGCUGACCAGAGAGGCAGUCUGGUAUUUGGGGCUGGUUCUCAGACAUAUGAAUUAAACUUCAAAGACAUGGUCCAAAGAAAUGUGGUCUAUGCAACUCAAAGAAAAGUUAUGCGGCUGCCAAAAAAAUUGUACUCUCAACGUGAGCAAGUCAAAAGCCUGUAUACAGAGCCAUCUCAUUCACUUUAUCCUCCAGAAUGGGACCAAUCAGCACUGCCUGAAAUUGGGUACAAGUUGGUAGAUGUUGGCAACACUUCCAGUGAAUAUAGAAAAAUUGAGAGUCUGUUUCAGAAGACGAUGAAAGAUUACAGCAUCUGUCGGCUGCAGAGGAUCCAGAACCCAACGCUUUGGCAAAUUUUUCAGUGGCAGAAGGAGCAGAUGAAGAAGCUCCAUAAAUCAAAUUGGGUGGAUGAGCGGCUUCUGUUCCACGGGACAAACCCAUCCCAUGUGCCAGCCAUCUGUGAGCAAAAUUUCGACUGGAGGAUCUGUGGCACUCAUGGAACAAUGUAUGGAAAAGGAAGCUACUUCGCCAGAGAUGCCAGUUACUCUCAUGUGUACUGUUCCUCUGGUAUCAGCCACUACAGCAUGUUUGUAGCUCAGGUUCUUGUUGGAAAAUUUGUUCAAGGGGACUCUGAAUACCUUCGUCCUCCACCCACACCAAGCAAUCGCAACAGACUUUAUGACAGCUGUGUGGAUGACCCGGAAAACCCUUCCAUCUUUGUCAUCUUUGAGAAGCUCCAGAUUUACCCUGCCUAUAUCUUGGAGUACAGCAGUAGUUCUCUAUGUGUGAUCCUUUAAUGAAUGGCAGAAUAUUCUUUGUAUUUACACUGAAACACUUUAAUAAAUCUUUUUGUUCGUGAUUGUA
Gallus gallus (chicken) is the source of this 1320-nucleotide messenger RNA. RefSeq names its product poly [ADP-ribose] polymerase 12-like. Gene Ontology annotation, molecular function: NAD+ poly-ADP-ribosyltransferase activity. Bases 342 to 1253 code for a protein of 303 amino acids. The record is from RefSeq and is a predicted model, not a curated record. The transcript has 8 exons. Lineage: Eukaryota; Metazoa; Chordata; Aves; Galliformes; Phasianidae.